AAUAUAUAUUCCUUUUCAUCAUUUAGCUAUAUUCAUGAUAUAUCUAGGGACACAAGUUAGGUGUGUCUUAUUCUUGCUCUUUAAUUUGGUUGCUUUGUUGCUGUGCCCUUUAACUCUUUAAGCUCCUGUUCCUGUGUUUCUUGCUCUCAAUAAAUAUUAUUCAUAUCAUAAUAAUAUGCUUCACUCCUUCAAACAUAUUGAGAGGUAGUAACUAAUUAAUGGAUGAUAAAUACAGUGGGAUAUGGAGAUCCUUAAGAGAUGGAGAAUUUGAAGAAGAAGAGGUUUGGUCAGUUAUGAAAGAGAGAGGAGAUUAUUAUAGUGGUUCAGCACUGAAGAGGUGCAUGGAUACACCUUCUUCUCCUCCUCUUUCUGUUCCAAGAAAACUGCCAUCUGCAGCAAGAAUGAUUCCGAGGGACCACAGCAACACCAGCAGCAGCUGUGCGAGUUCUUCACGUGAGGUCAACGUUCUUCAUCAGCAAUCAGCCCCGGUCAACGUUCCUGAUUGGUCAACGAUUUAUAGGACCAACAAGAAGCAAAAUAAUAAUAAUAAUAAUAAUAAUAAUAAAUUUUGUGUUUCUUUUGAUGAUGAAGAAGAAAACAAUGAUGAAGAGGAAAUUGAUGAUGAUGAUGAUGAUGAUGAUGAUGAUGAUGAUGAUGAUGAUGAGUAUGAUCCAAAGCUACCACCACAUGAAAUCAUUGCAAGGAGGCUUGCAAGGACUCAGAUUUCAUCAUUUUCAGUAUUUGAAGGUGUUGGGAGGACCCUCAAAGGAGGGUAUCAAAUGAUUCCUUUGGGCAUUUAUUAUGGGAAAGCAAAGAAUCAAAAUCCGGGGUGGCAGCUCCAAGUGAAUUCAAUUUGAUAACUGCUAUGUGACGUUUAUUGGAUCUUGGGAUAUUGUAUAGAAUUGAUGGAUGUCCCAAGUUAAUUAAUAAUUAGUAGCAUUGAAAUUGAAUCAAGUAUAUUCAUAAUACAAUCUAGUUCUAUAUUCAAGUCAUUUAAUCAAUUAAGUCAUUCUAUGUGUUCUCUUCAUUUUUUUUUGUUUAUGAUCAAUGCUCUUUGAUUUGAUUUAAAGAUUUGGAUCAUUUUUUUAAUCAAGUUGUGAUAAAAUCAAGUUUAAAUAGAUAUUUCGUUUUCGAAGACAAUGAAUAAUGCAAGUUCAGACUGUCAGUUGAACUAGAGCGAAUUGGAUUAUUGUGUUGAAAUGAAUCAAGUGGAUGAAGUUUGAUUCAAACCUCAUAAAUAUAGUUAGUUAGUAUUUGAUGCUCCUGUAGUUGAAUAAUUUUAUUUUUAUUUGUGAAAAUUGGUGUUCAUGGUUGAAAGUUUGAAUUUGACUAUAAUGUAUGAUUUUUGAAUUUUUUUUUCCAUUGAGUUUGGUUUUGUUCCUAGUUUCGAUACAUUUGGAAAGACAUGUUU
Molecule: messenger RNA, 1411 nt
Organism: Arachis stenosperma
Lineage: Eukaryota; Viridiplantae; Streptophyta; Magnoliopsida; Fabales; Fabaceae
Exons: 3
Coding region: 219-857 (212 amino acids)
Source: RefSeq, a predicted model, not a curated record